This is a messenger RNA of Ictalurus punctatus (channel catfish), 6664 nucleotides long. RefSeq names its product small G protein signaling modulator 1a (gene sgsm1a). Lineage: Eukaryota; Metazoa; Chordata; Actinopteri; Siluriformes; Ictaluridae. The coding region runs from base 186 to 4034 and encodes 1282 amino acids. Gene Ontology annotation, biological process: activation of GTPase activity. The record is from RefSeq and is a predicted model, not a curated record. The transcript has 24 exons. Gene Ontology annotation, molecular function: GTPase activator activity.
GCUCGCGCUCCUGUUCCGGGACUCGCUAGCGCAGCUGGGCUCGAGCCACCGGAGCCAUGGCAACCGCGACGACAGGUGAGGAGGAAAUCAUCUCGUCGUAAGCAGUGAGAGUUUAACACUGACCGAAAACCGCGCUUUUGCCCCCCGUUUCUUCUGAGUUUAAUUACCGGUAAUUAAUCGGCGUGAUGUCAUUUCAACGCUUUUCCGCGAUUUCAGAAGCCGAGACGCGGCAGAGGUUGCUCCGCAACGUCAAGAAAGAGGUAAAGCAGAUCAUGGAGGAAGCAGUCACACGGAAGUUUGUACAUGAAGACAGCAGUCAUAUCGUCUCCUUCUGCGCUGCUGUGGAGGCGUGUAUGUUGCACGGCCUGAAGCGGAGAGCUGCUGGUUUUUUGCGCAGCAACAAAGUAGCAGCUCUGUUCACUAAAGUGGGGAAGAGUUUUGCUCCGGCUGAGCAGCUCUGCCGCAAAGCCCAGGAACUGGAGCAACUGCUGGAGAGCAAAAGAGCUCCGAUGGGCUCCUACAGUGAGUCUCGUAAAUUACCCCCUCGACUCCCCAGCCUCUCACCUCAGGCAGCUCGGUACCUCUGGAUUCGCACGGCUCUCAUAGAGAAAGUCCUCGACAAGAUCAUCCUGUACCUAGUGGAGAACUGCAGUAAGUAUUAUGAAAAGGAGGCGGUGCUCAUGGACCCGGUGGACGGCCCCAUCCUCGCCUCUCUGUUAGUGGGUCCUUGUGCAUUGGAGUACACUAAGAUGAAGACGGCUGAUCAUUUCUGGACGGAUCCCUCGGCAGACGAGUUGGUGCAGAGACACCGGAUCCACGGCGCACACUACAGACAGGCUACAGACUCGCCCUCCAAGAGACCCGCGCUGUGUAUCCAGAAGAGACACUCCAGCAGCAGUAUUGACGAGCGUCCGUCUCCAUCCCCCUCGGCGAGGGACUACGUGGAGUCUCUGCACCAGAACUCCAGAGCCACACUGCUGUUCGGCAAGAACAACGUGCUCGUACAGCCGAGAGACGACAUGGAGGCGAUCCCGGGAUACCUGUCUCUGCACCAGACGGCCGACACCAUGGCGCUGAAGUGGACGCCCAAUCAGCUGAUGAACGGCUCCGUGGGAGAUCUGGAGUACGAGAGGAGUGUGUACUGGGACUACGCCAUGACCAUACGCCUGGAGGAGAUUGUGUACUUACAUUGUCAUCAGCUGGUGGACAGUGGUGGCACUAUAGUUCUGGUGAACCAGGACGGCAUCCAGAGGCCUCCUCUACGCUUUCCCCAAGGCGGCCAUCUCCUGCAGUUCCUGGCGUGCUUGGAGAACGGCCUGCUGCCUCACGGUCAACUCGACCCGCCGCUGUGGUCCCAGAGAGGCAAGGGUAAAGUGUUUCCUAAGCUGAAGAAGAGAGGAACCCAGGGAUCAGCGGACUCUGUCUCGGAUAAGGAGGAGGACGAAUCCUCCGAUUACGUCUUCCGCAUCAUCUUCCCCAACAGCCAGUCCGAGCUCGCUAGUUCAGAGCUGAUGGAGCAGGGGGUAAACAUCUGGCAGCCAACGCAGAGGAAGUCCUCAUGUUCUCAGGCCAGCUUCUCCGACGGGGCGUCGCCAGGCAGCUGCAACCACGAGAGAGCUCCUCUAAAGCUGCUGUGUGACACCAUGAAGUAUCAGAUCAUCUCCAGAGCGUUCUACGGCUGGUUGGCGUAUUGCCGUCACCUGUCCACCGUGCGCACACACCUCUCCGCCCUCGUCAACCACGCCAUCGUAAUGCCCGAUGUGCCGUGCGACGCGUACGGAGGUCUCACUGCACCAGUGUGGCACAAGUUCCUGCAGGACUGCGGUGCGUAUGACGAGCAGGAGCUCUGGCGUUUGGUGUAUUUUGGAGGAAUCGAACCCUCUCUGCGUAAGGAGGUCUGGCCCUUCCUGCUGGGUCACUACCAGUUCGGGAUGUCCAAGAACAAGAGGAAGGAGGUUGACGAGCAGACGCGAGCAUGCUAUGAGAAGACGAUGAGCGAGUGGUUGGGCUGCGAGGCCAUCGUGCGGCAGCGGGAAAAAGAGCAGCAUGCCGUGGCCUUGGCCAAAUGCUCGUCCGUGGCCAGCAUGGACAGCAACAAUCCAAGUGUGGUGCACCGUGACUCGUCCAUCAGCAACGAGUCGUCUCAGAGCUGCAGUUCAGAGAGGCACAGAGCUCGCCUGCAGAGUGACUCCAGUAGCAGUACACAGGUGUUCGAGUCCGUGGACGAGGUCGAACAGUUCGAUGCAGAGCCCAAAGGCGAUGAAGUCAAACUGUUACCUAAAGACUCCAAUGGCUCAGACUCUGGUCACCCCUCUUCCAGAAACUUCUCUGUCACCUCGGGCCUGUCGGACUCCCUCAGCACAGAUGACAGCGGUGCACAGGACAUGAACAACAAAACCUCCACCCAGUGUAUUGUCAUGGAGGAUCAUAAAAAGGAGGAAACCAAGAAAGCCAAAGGUUCUGAUGUGGAAGUGUUUGUUCCAAAAAGCUCAAACGCAGUGAAGAUGGAGAAGACUGUCCGGGGACGUGCAGGAGAUGAGAAAGCAGAAAUGGAAGACAUGGAUACUGUGGAAGAAACUCUGGAACAAGAGGUGUCUGAGAAAAGAAAUGAUGUGGAAGUAGGAGAACACUCAGAAGCUGGUGAAGGUUUUGAAGGUAUCGCACCUCAGGCGAUAAAGGACACGGAGGUGGAUGAUAAAAGAAGAAAGCCAGAGGUGCUACAGGAGGCAGAAGGAAUUAAACAGGAGGAGAAGUCUGGACUGCUGGUGUCCGUAUCAAAAGGAGAAAAAAGGGAAGCGUGUGUAUCAGGAGAGCAAAGUAAAAGCUCUGAGACUCGAAACAGUCCAGGAGGUCUAAAGACAACAGACAGUGAGACAUUAAACACUUCUGCUUCCAUAAAGAAUGAUGAAUCCGAGAAAAUCCAAACAUCCAAAGCAGAGCCAUCUAAGAAUCAAACUGAUUCAAGACCAAAGUCGAAUGAAGCUCAGAGAGCAGGGAAAGAGUCUGCAGCUGAGGCCCAGAAUCCAAGUCGGGUUAAGAAGAAAGGUCAGGCGGAGACGGUCAGGAAGAAGGUCACGAUGCCAAGCGCUCCUGUGGUAAAGGAGAUAGUGGUGCCUGUUGUGUUUGAAGCCUUCAGCAUGCGUGAAAUGAGCAAAGAGACGCCCGCUACUGACUCGGACGACUCGCCUUCAGCCAUCGAGAUGGAGGAGAUCCCCAUGGCCCGGCUGGUUGGCGUUCAGGAAGUCAGUGAGGCGCUCCUGCCUGAAAUGGAGACUCUUUACCCUCAGUUUGAGUCACAUGCUGUGGCCAGUGAGAAGAAUACCACCAUCUCACCAGUUCCCUCCACAGGAACAACUUACUCGCAGGAGCUCUUGGAUUUGUACACUCUGAACCUGCAUCGUAUCGACAAGGACGUGCAACGGUGCGACAGGAACUACUGGUACUUCACCCCGGCUAACCUGGAGAAACUCCGCAACAUCAUGUGCAGUUACAUCUGGCAGCAUCUAGAUAUCGGCUACGUGCAGGGGAUGUGUGACCUUCUGGCUCCUCUGCUGGUCAUUCUUGAUGAUGAGGCUUUGGCCUUUAGCUGCUUCACUGAACUGAUGAAGAGAAUGAAUCAGAACUUUCCUCAUGGCGGUGCGAUGGACACUCACUUCGCGAACAUGAGAUCCCUCAUCCAGAUCCUGGACGCCGAGCUCUUUGAGCUGAUGCACCAGAACGGUGACUACACCCACUUCUACUUCUGCUAUCGCUGGUUCCUCCUGGACUUUAAACGAGAGCUGGUGUAUGAUGACGUGUUUGCAGUGUGGGAGAGCAUUUGGGCGGCUAAGCACGUCUCCUCUAGCCAGUUUGUCCUGUUUAUUGCCCUAGCCCUUGUUGAGAUCUACAGAGACAUCAUCCUGGAGAACAACAUGGACUUCACCGACAUCAUCAAAUUUUUCAAUGAAAUGGCCGAACAUCAUAACGUGAAGCAAAUCCUGGAGCUGGCUCGAGAGCUUGUUUGCAAAGUGCAGAUGCUCAUCGAAAACAAGUAACGCAGAGUCCAACGCCGUCCGACUGUCUCUGUGCCAAAACGUUCCAUUAGUGCUCGCUGCAUUAAACCCGACAGGAUACAGCCAAGAGAACCUUUCGCGUCCAAGUCAUUUAGCUCUUGAAUUAUUUAGCUCUUGGAUAAUUGUAGUUACAUUUUGUACGCAGAUGCUGCUGUUAUAUUUGUUCAUCUUUAGCAAACACUUUGUCCUGGUCUGGGUCAGAAGAUCUGGAGUCUGUCCCAUGAACACUGGGCACAAAGGGGGAUACACCCUGGAUGGUACACCAGUUCAUCACAGGGCACCAUACACACAUAUUCACACCCAGCGGGCGAUUUAGCAUAGUCAGUGCACAUACUGGCAUGUUUUUGGGAGGUGGGGGAAAACCAGAGAAUCCAAAGUAAAGGUCAACAUGAGAAACUACACACACACAGAAUCGAACCGAGGACCCUAAAGCUGUGAGGCAGCAACACUACCCGCUGCCUGUCAGGGUAUAAAUCUAACAGAAGUGAGAGGUAAUAGGUAUCGACACUUGCAGACCUCGAUUAUACUUCACAUAUCACACACAUUCCAAGUCAGUAAAGCUUUCAGCCUCUUCAGCUCAGUUUGUUUCCUUCCACAGCUGCAUGUCCGUUACCAACUUGUGUGUAGCUUCAGUGAGGUAGCAUUAAGUUAAUAUUAAUGUAGGUUGGUGCUUUGUCAAGUUUUGGUAACAUUUUCAUUUUUUUGGACAAGAAGAAGCUGAACAGCUCUGACUUUAACACCCUCUCAACACUGUGUUACAGAAGUGUGUUCUCGUUCAGGUCUCCUUCAAGCCACCAAAUCAGUACUUUUCAUUCAGCAGUGAUGAGAUCUAGUGUUGCAUUCUAUUACACGCAGGUAUGUGUGUAUUGUUGUGAACAAUCUUUUCAGAAUCAUGUUUUUGAACGUACCGCAGCAGGUAUUUCAUCUAUUUGCCAAUGUUAGGUGUUUAAGUGUCUACAGUGCCAUGCAGAAGUAUUCACCCCCCCUUGAACCUUUCCAGAUUUUUUUUCUGUGAUACAACUUAGAACUGAAAUGGACUUGAUUUGGAUUAUGUCACGACUGUACACAAAAAUAUCUGAUAAUAUUUUAAAUGAGUGGACAAAUCGAUUUUGUUUGUGAAAUUAAUCAAAAGUAAUUGCAGAAGUGAAAGUGUCAUGAUUUUCAAUAUAAAUACACCUGUUCCUGGAAGAACCCAGAGUUCGUUAGAGAACAUGUAUGAAGAAAAAGCAUCAUGAGCUAUCAAAACAAGUCGGAGUCUAAGGUUUAAAAAAAAAAAAAAAAAUCCCAAAAUUUGUUCGUCCUGUGGUGAGACAUUAAAUCUAUAUUAGAGAUUAAAAGAACCUGGCACAACCGCGACUCUGUGUAGAGGAGGCCAUCCAAACAUCAGUGCCUGAAGAAAGUUGGGAUUCGUCAGAUAAGCAACCAAGAAGCCAAGGGUAACUCUUCAUGUGGUGCUACCACAACCAUGUUUCACUGUUCUUCGGUGUUCUUUUGUAUUUUUUAUUGGUAAUAAUUUUGCAAACUUUUCCCUCACUUCAAUAUUAUGAGAUAUUUUGUGUUAAUCCAUGACAUGUAAUCCCCAUUAAUUCCAUUUCAGUUUCAGGUUGUAAGAGUACAAGAUGUGGGCGAAUACUUAUGCAAGGCCCUGUAUGUUGACUUCCACGGUUUUCACUUUACUGUGACUAUAACAUAAAAGAAGAAGAAGAAAAAAGCUUAUUUGUGCAUAAGGAAAAAUCUAUAUUCUAUAUUUAUUAUAUUGAGAGGUAUUAAUAUAUAUUAUGAACCAUGACAUUAGAGAUUGUGAUUUUUUUUUUCCUGAGUGGAAAUAUAUUAAUGCAUAGAAACUAUUCAAUGGUCCUCUUCUUUCUUUAUUUAUUUUUUGUAUUCUGAAUAACACCAUUUACAGUGUGGCCUUAACUGUGCUUCUGCUAGUCUGUACGCUCCACUGGUGCUGUUUGAGUCCAAGUUUAGGGCAAGAAUUUCACAUUUGCCCUCUGCCUUUUAUCAGUUCAGGACCUGGAUUACAAGAAAUUACCUGUCAGGGUCAGAUUUUUAAAAAAAAAAAAAAAACCCUAUCCAUUAUGGUGUGAGUGGUGUCCAAAUAUUGGACUUGUGACAAACUACCAAAGUAAUUUUAGCGAUAUUGUUGCUCACUAUGCAGCAAAAUUACCUAAAUGAAAUGUUUUAGUGGUCCUCACCGGAUGAAAUCUUUCACAUAGGUGAGCGGGGAAUGUACAGGGUUUACCGCAGGGUAUGGCUGUAAAGCUGUUUUGCGGCCAUGUCUGUGGAGCUGAAUGGAAUCCAAACUAAAAUCCGAAAUAUUUAUUUUCACUAGUGCAGUAUGUAUUUCAUCGACAGUUCUUUUAAGCAGUGCGUUCUGCUUUCUGUAUGAAUGUGGCACUUUGUCAUGUUGCUUUGGAUAUUGCUGGAUAAAUUAUGAACGCUAGCUGCUUGAUGAUAAUGAGAAUUUUUUUUUAUUAUUAUUUGUACAUCUUGCUUUGAGCUGUUUAUUUAUUUGUUUAUAUCUCAAUGCAUUCAUUUUGUUUUGGCUUUUGUAUGUAAAACUUGCACUUGUUCUAUUGUGCUUUAUGAUUAAAUGAUAUAUGUGCCUC